Molecule: messenger RNA, 1393 nt
Organism: Branchiostoma belcheri (Belcher's lancelet)
Lineage: Eukaryota; Metazoa; Chordata; Leptocardii; Amphioxiformes; Branchiostomatidae
Source: RefSeq, a predicted model, not a curated record
CAAUGCCCGAGGGGAAAGUCAAAGAGUAAAGCAUGCAUGUAAUUAUAACGUGUCACAUGAUCAUGACAGGCACGUCUGUACUUGUCUAGAUAUAUAUAGACGUUAGUCAUAGUUCGGUGAAUAAUUUCAUUAGGUCGGUGAAUGAUUGAGUAGUUCUUUAUUCACAACCACUUGUCUUCCAUCUCGGUCAUGACUGCUUCACUGUGUGCUGAACGAUGUAUUGCCAUGCUAACAAAGCAGUCCCAAACGCAAGUGAUGGGGACAUACAUAGAUAUAGUUAAAACAUAUACUGCAGUUCCAAACGUAAAGUACAUCCUGUACAUGAUUACAACUGGGAAUCCCCUGACGAACAAAUCAGUGUCGCACGCAAUGUGAAAUUCCCAAGGUGUGGCAAUAUGUUUUCUUUUGUGCCCAUGUCUACACUUCGUCCUAGUUCGGGCCUUCGAAUUCGGGAUCAAAAUCGGGAUCAAAAUGGCUGAAUUCUGCCUAUAAGUCAAGAUCAAAAUGGGAGCGGUAGAGAGCAAAUCUGAAAAGGAAACGGCGAUUGAAAUUUUUCCAGAGUUAGACGGCUGGGUUUCCUGUUCUGGGGUCGAAAAUGGAAACUAUUUCCCGGGAAGGGCCAUCUUGUGUAAGACCAAUAUGUGUUCUACAUCGGGACAAAUUGUCCUCGAUUUCCAAAACCCGACCCUAAGAUUUAAAGGAGGCCUCAAACAAUGGUCAGACAUGAGUAAACAAGUGACAACGGUCGACAACAGCCCCCAGAAAUGGUCAUACACUUUUAUAGAGGGUAAAGACAUUGAUCUUUGGCUGUCAGCAGAAGACGAAUCCAAGAUUGCUGGUGGAAGGAAGAGUUCUAAAGAGUACAAAAUUCUCUUUGAACACUCUAAAACGAUCAGUGUCGACAUCGAACACGUUCGCGCAGUCUUUCGGGACAGAGUUCUUAAUCAAGCCACCGACGGGAUACAAGGAGAGACCAGCUUUUUCGUUGUGACGGACGUGUUUUCGGUUGACAAGGUGAGGUGCGAGAGCUCUAAACGUGUUGACGACCAUCUUGAAGCCAAGUUUAAUUUCCGGAAAGGCCCAGGAAGACUGCCAGGAAUGGGGAUGAAUGCUAGACGAAACCGUACUGCGGAGAUAUCACAAAGUUCGGACACUCAAAUCGCACUGUACAUGAAAUGUGUCGAAGUCAAAUACGACCCAACCACCGAGAAGAUCUCGGAAAUCGUGAGAUGCGACCCUUCAACGUUUAGAAAUAGCUACACAGUGAUGGACUCCAGGUCACACUUCCCAAGAUAUCAGUAUACGGUAAACAACGGCAGCUUGAUAGGUGAGCCCAUUUUACUACGUUCAUCCUAUUUUUGUAGGUGAGACCAUUGUGCGAUACCACCAUGCA